Molecule: messenger RNA, 1766 nt
Organism: Bufo gargarizans (Asiatic toad)
Lineage: Eukaryota; Metazoa; Chordata; Amphibia; Anura; Bufonidae
Gene: SGCG
Product: sarcoglycan gamma
Exons: 8
Coding region: 198-1127 (309 amino acids)
Biological process (GO): heart contraction; cardiac muscle tissue development
Cellular component (GO): sarcolemma; sarcoglycan complex
Source: RefSeq, a predicted model, not a curated record
GCGCGCGCUGUGCGGGGGCUGCUCCUUCACGUCCCGGCUCAGAGCUGCUCGGUGAGAGGAGCCGCCCGGAUGUCCGCGGGCAGAGGGGGCGCUGCUGACCCUGCGGCACAUGGCGCCCUGACACCCGCUUAGGGAAGGCUCGGGAAAAGUUGCCUGGAUGAAGCCUAGUCCGUCCCGGCUCCGGCAUUCCUCGGGGAAUGAAUUUACAAUCCGAUACCAUCUCCUUGGCAGGAUCGGGGCAUCAGCAGAUGGUCCGGGAGCAAUACACCACCACCACAGACGGAACGAGCCUAGAGCACCCGGAGAGGCAGUAUGUCUACAACAUCGGGAUUUACGGCUGGAGAAAGCGCUGCCUUUACUUGUUUGUCCUUCUUCUCCUCAUCAUCUUAGUAGUGAAUUUUGCUCUAACUAUUUGGAUUCUUAAGGUCAUGUGGUUCUCACCGACUGGAAUGGGACAUUUACGUGUUACAAGUGAGGGUCUACGUCUUGAGGGGGAAUCGGAGUUCCUUUAUCCUUUGUAUGCCAAAGAAAUUCGUUCAAGGCUGGACAAUUCCCUGCAUUUGCAGUCUUCUCAAAAUGUAACCGUAAAUGCAAGAAACUCCGAGGGGCAGAUCACGGGCAGAUUAACAGUGGGUCCUGGUCUGAUAGAAACCUAUGGGCAACAGUUCCAGAUACACUCCGAUAAAGGAAAGAUGCUGUUUUCUGUUGAUGAUAAAGAAGUUCUUGUUGGAACAGACAAGCUGAGAGUCACAGGAGCGGAAGGUGCUUUGUUUGAACAUUCUGUGGAAACCCCACUAGUUAGAGCCGCCUCCUCGAAACAACUUAGACUGGAGUCCCCGACUCGAUCCUUGAGCAUGGAUGCCCCCAAAGGAGUUUACAUCAAGGCUCAGACUGGAGAAAUUGAGGCUAUAUCACGAAGAGAUAUCAAAUUACAUAGCAGCGAUGGAAUGGUAGUGCUGGACGCUGAAAAAAUAUUUUUACCCAAACUGCCUCAAGGUACAAAGACCAACUCCGCUGACAGCUCUCAGGAACUCUAUGAAAUAUGUGUCUGUCCAGAUGGAAAACUGUAUCUGUCGGUAGCUGCAUCAAGAUCCACCUGCCGAGAAUACAGCCGUGACUGUCAAUGAGGGACUAUGUAAAGCCGCUGGAUAGCAGCCGUACAUUUUCUAUUAACUGGUGACUUUCUGCUGUUUGUUUGAACGGAUUUAGAUACUAAAAAUCACAAAAUGCGUUGGGCUGAAAAUUUGUACGUCAAAACACAAUUUUAAGAAGAAUAUUACAAUAUUUUUUUAGCCGGUGUAACACAGCACAAGUUCAUUCUGACUUGAAAAUGAAUCCUCAUUGGUAGGUCUUUGGCUUAAGAUGAGGAAAUUACAGGAUGGAGGUUUUUUUGGAGUUCCGCCACCUAAUAAAAUGAGUAUUUUGUCGCGUCACUGAACUGUUUCGUGAUUGUUGAACUGGAUAAUUAAUAUAAACCCAUUCUAACUUUUUUUUUUCCAAAUUCAAGUCCAUUUCUGCUUAUCGUAUGCAUUAUUAUAUUCACUCAAUCUCAAUGACCUGUCUCCAGUCUCUGAAAAAAAUUAAAUGGUGCCAGCAAAAUACUAUGCAACCUGUACUGCAAUAAUAUAUCUCCUAUGGUCUGCCGUUUUUAUUGUGUGUUUUAUCGGGUUGUAAAUUUUCUAUGUAUGAUCUUUAAGCCCUUUAAUUGGCAUUUGAAGAAACAGGUAACAUGCUGGUAAAACAAUAAAUACACUGUUUUCUUAAGA